Molecule: messenger RNA, 639 nt
Organism: Pezoporus occidentalis (night parrot)
Lineage: Eukaryota; Metazoa; Chordata; Aves; Psittaciformes; Psittacidae
Product: ceramide synthase-like
Exons: 5
Biological process (GO): ceramide biosynthetic process; lipid homeostasis
Cellular component (GO): membrane; endoplasmic reticulum
Molecular function (GO): sphingosine N-acyltransferase activity
Source: RefSeq, a predicted model, not a curated record
AUGGCAACGCGCCCGCUGCGCCCGAUCCCCAUUGGCUCGCGGGCUCGGCCAAUCAGGAGGCACGGCGCCGCGCAUGCGCAGUCCCCGCCCCCAGCGUUGCCGUGGAGACGCGGCGGCCCUCGGGGGGCCCGCGCAGGCCACGCCCCCUUUACCAUUCACCAUCACCCGCUCCGCCCCUCGGCCAGGCCACGCCCCCCCGCCCCGGGGUCUCCCAUGGCCCCCCCCUGGCCCCCGCUGGCCCUGGGGCUCCUCUUCUUCCCGGGGCUCUUCCUGCUGGCCCGGGCGCUGCUGCGCAGGCGAUGCCCAGAGCCACACGCGGUCAUCCUGGCCGCCAGGUUGGUCUCCUCGGUUCAGGCCGUGAUGGCCUCCACGGCCGGGUUCAUCAUCGCCUCCUCCUGCCAGCACGUCAUUGACGACGAGCACUGGCUGGCCGAGGCCUACCCCGCCUUCGCCGUGCCCUACUUCCUCUAUGACGUCUACGCCAUGUUCCUGUGCCACCGGCACCGCGCAUGCGUCAAAGGUCACGAGACCGCCCCGGCCCCGCCCCCCCGCGCAGCCGCCGUCGCCUUCCUGCGCCGGGAGCCCCUCCUCGUCCUGCAUCACGUGACCAUGGUGCUCGUCUGCUUCCCCGUGGCCUGC